Adelges cooleyi (spruce gall adelgid) is the source of this 2021-nucleotide messenger RNA. RefSeq lists its product as uncharacterized. NCBI's taxonomy places the organism in Eukaryota, Metazoa, Arthropoda, Insecta, Hemiptera, Adelgidae. The record is from RefSeq and is a predicted model, not a curated record. The transcript has 4 exons. Bases 297 to 1730 code for a protein of 477 amino acids.
UUCUCGUUUACGUUAAUAAGUAUGCAAAUUUGAACAUUUUUAUUUCAUGGUUAAUAAUACUAAAGUAAAUAAAUAAUGUUUAUUUUUAUCAUACUCCUAAACUAAAAAUUGUAUAGAUCAUUUUUUUAAUAUGCUAGAUUAUCAUAUAUUAAUUAUUAUUAUUAAUAGGCAAUGUUUUGAAAUAUAAUUAUAAACAUUUAUCUGACCCAGGCCUUGGGGUCGUUAUUGGCAGCGAUAUCAAAGUUUAAGGUAUACCUUAAUAUACCAUAAUACUUAGUAUUUAUAUUGGCUGAAUAAUGGCAGUCCAAGUUGAAUCAAAUAUACUAGAUUCUUUUAUGAAUUUGACUUCAAAGAAUCCAAUUUGGAAAAUUGAGUUGCCGUACAGCCCUGUUGAUGUUGAUGAUGAUCCAGAAAAUGUAGAUAUAUUAUGUGAAAUGGUUCGGAAUCAAUACUUAAAACAUCUUCGUCAAAUUCUUUAUGACAACUUGGAUGUAGGACCAAAAGGUUACCAGAAAGAAUGUUUAUAUCAAAUUGAUCAAUGUGUUGAAACUUGCGUGACUGAAAUGGAAAAAAAAGCUUUGAAGAGAUGUUUGAUUGCUAGUAUUUAUCGAGAAACCAUGUCAAGUAUGAUCAAUGAAGUCAAGAACUGUACUAAAAAUUCUACAGUGUAUGCUUUGUUGCAACAAUUAAUUGAAUCAGAGAACCAAUUAGAAUGUUUAAACAAAUGUAUAGAAGAUAAAAGUUCAACUAAACAACUGGUUAGUGUUGGUGUAAACACAGAAAUUCAAUCAGUGACAUUGCAACCUCUUAAGAUUGAAGGUGAAUCUCAUCUAAACAGUAGUUUGAUUUCAAAUAAAAUAAUUAAUCAAUAUGAUGAUAUUUGUGAUGUUACUAAUUUGAAAACAUCUCCAAAGUCACAUAAUAUAGAUGAAGAUGGUUUAAAAAUUAAUAGUAAUCCUAAAAGGACAGAACCAGAAAUAUUUAGUGAUAGUAAUGUUGUGCUAGAACAUCUUACCAAUUUAAGCCCACUCAAUGAAUUUUCUAUUAAUGCAAAUUAUAAGUGUGAUACUUCUCAACUAGUAGAUUCUAAAAUCAAAUCAAAACAAGUAAAUGAUAUUGGAAGUUCUACUAAAGAUAUUUUGGGUGUCAACUCAUUAUUGAAAGAUCUACAAGACUCUCCAGUACAUAAUAAACAUUUAACAUUAGAAGAGCAAUUAAUAGCAUUAGGAUUAACAGCUGUAGAUGAUACAGAGUCAGUAAAAAAUCUGCCAAGCUCAACUACUCAAGUCCAUACAACUUCAAAACUUGUUAUGAGAUCUAAAAGAAUUAAAGAAACACUUAAAAAUAAAUUAAAAUGUGAAAGGGUUGCUAAAUCAUAUGAAUUACAGAGAAGCAUGGUUGAGUUACCUCAAGAAUUACAAACAAGACUGAAUUACAUUUUUGAUGAUUUAUUUGGGACUGGUCAUAAUUAUGAACCAGAUCCAUUAACUGAAGAAGAAGAAAAAAUAAUUGCUCACAAAAGAAUUGUCAAAUUGGUAGUAGAUUAUAUGACACCAUACUACAAGGCUCGACGCAUCAAUAGAAAUUUAUUCAAAACUCUUGCUAAAUUUAUUUCCCAGAAUCUCAUGGAUCGAACUUAUGGGCCAGACGAAGAGAUUAUAGCCAAAGCAGUUGAAGAAUUUUUUACUGGUAAUAAAUGCAUAAAAACUUUGGAAGAUGUCUACAAUUAGCCUAUUAAUUUAAUUUUUCAACUAUUAGUUGUUAUUUUUGUUUUAUUUUGGCGGCAACACAUUAUUCUAGAGUGCAUAAAAAAAUUAAUCCUUUUAUUUUAGGCAAGAGUAGCUUUUUAUUAUCUAUUUUAAACUAUCGAUUACUAUCUAUUUGUUGCUUUUGUAUUAAAUAAAUGCAUAAAAACCUUGGAAGAUAUCUACAAUUAGCCUAUUAAUUUAAUUUUUCAACUAUUAUUUAUUUGUUUUUUUUUUUAAUUUUUGGCGGCAACAUAUUAUUCUAGAGUACAUUAA